Molecule: messenger RNA, 436 nt
Organism: Stomoxys calcitrans (stable fly)
Lineage: Eukaryota; Metazoa; Arthropoda; Insecta; Diptera; Muscidae
Product: larval cuticle protein 65Ab1
Exons: 2
Coding region: 33-362 (109 amino acids)
Cellular component (GO): chitin-based extracellular matrix
Molecular function (GO): structural constituent of chitin-based larval cuticle
Source: RefSeq, a predicted model, not a curated record
AGGAACAACAUCCAAAUAUCGAAGAUUUAAAAAUGAAAUUCCUCAUUGUCCUUGCUGCUCUCUUCGCCAUCGCUUUGGCUGUUCCAGUACCCGAUGAGCAUGCCGAAAUUUUGAAGCUGGAAUCGAAAGUAGAACAUGAUGGUUUUUCAUAUCAUGUUGAGACCAGCGAUGGUACAUCUCAUCACGAAGAAGGCAAAGUAAAAGAUGCCGGCUCUGAACAUGCUGCCAUUGUUGUCCAUGGUUCAUUCUCCUGGAAGGAUAGUCAUGAUGGCAAAGUUUAUACCGUUAACUAUGUGGCCGAUGAACAUGGUUUCCAGCCAACUGGUGAACAUAUUCCUGCUUUGCCCGACAAUCACCAUUAAAAAGAGAUAGUUUUUUUUUUUUGGUUUUUACAUAAGAGAUUCGAUAUGCAAAAUGACUUUGCAAAAUACACUGC